This is a messenger RNA of Bradysia coprophila, 1649 nucleotides long. Its product is annotated as spermine oxidase-like. The record is from RefSeq and is a predicted model, not a curated record. Gene Ontology annotation, molecular function: polyamine oxidase activity. NCBI's taxonomy places the organism in Eukaryota, Metazoa, Arthropoda, Insecta, Diptera, Sciaridae.
GACAUUGGCACUGAUUUAUAUCAAAGCUAUUUUCUGAUCUGACCUUUCACCCUUACAAUAACUCGAAAUCAAUCGAUUAAACAGAUUUAAUUUAGUCUGUUAAAAUGUGGGCUUCGUUACGGAUCACGUCACUUUUUAUAAUUUUAAACGGUUUGCUAUCCAUAGCAGCCGACGAAAAGACACCUAAAAUUGUUAUUGUUGGUGCUGGUGCUUCUGGAAUUUCUGCCGCUGUGAAGCUUCUUGAAAAUGGAUAUGAUGACAUUGUGGUGCUGGAAGCUGAAAAUCGUAUUGGCGGUAGGGUAUACAGCAUUCCAUUCGGUAAAGGUUUUGUAGAUUUAGGUGCACAAUGGUGUCAGGGUGAGAAAGGAAAUAUUGUAUACGAAAUGGUAAAGGAUGAUUUUGAAUUUGUGGACAAUGGAAUUGGAUCCGAUAAUUCACUUGUGUAUACUUCGGAUGGAAAACUAGUUGAUCAAAUAAAAUUUGCAAAGCUUAUGAAUUUAUCGAUGUCGAUUGCGGAAGGUCGUGAAAAUCAGGCAAAGUUCAACAAAUCGCUUGGCGAGUUCUUCGAACUCAAUUUUUGGAACGCAUUUAAGGAUAAAGAUUUUGAAGAUGUUGAUAAGGAAUUAGCAGAUCAGGUUAUAGAUCUAUGUGAAAGGGGAAUGAAUGCUCUGUAUUCUUCUGAGAGCUGGUUUGACGUGUCUUCCAAAUUCAUGUCAAGUAAUGGUGCAGAGGGCAACCAGCAGUUGACCUGGAAGGAACAUGGUUUCAAAAUUGUAUUUGAUUACUUAACGAAAAAACUUCCCGAUCCAUCAAAAGCUAUACCUGUCGAUGAUAAGAUUGAAUUGAACAAGGAAGUAACAAACAUCGACUGGAGUUCAAAUGAAGCUGUUAUCCGUUGUGCAGAUGGAACAGAAUAUCGAGCCGAUCACGUGAUUGUCACCGUCUCACUAGGUUUUCUAAAACAACAUCAUCGUACACUAUUCACCCCUCAAUUGCCUGAGAAGAAGAUAACUGCUAUCGAAACGACUGGAUAUGGAACAUUGGGAAAACUAUUUUUGGAAUUUGAAAAUCCAUUCUGGCCGGCGGACAUCAAGGAAUGGGCAUCAUACGUUUUUUUGUGGACGAAAGAAGACAAAGACAGCCUGAGAGGAACGGAAAGGGAAUGGCUGACAGAAGUAUAUGGAUUCGGCAAACAGAUCGCACAGCCUAACAUAAUUGGUGCAUAUACAGCCGGCAAGUUCAUAAAACAAUUCGAAGAAAUCAGUGACGAACAAUUGAUUGAUGAUUGUAUGUGGUUGUUGGAGAAGUUCCUCGGCAGAACAUUACCACGCCCGAUAAAUAUGCGACGAAAUCGUUGGAUGACCAGUAAAUAUUUCCUGGGAUCCUACUCUUACGGAUCAAUGGAAGCGCAAGCACACAACGUGAGUCUGCACAAAGACUUAGGAGAAACACUUUCUAGUAGCGGUAAUAAGCCGGUUUUGUUGAUCUCUGGUGAAGCGACCGAUGAAUUUAAUUCGGGAUAUGUGCAUGGAGCGGUCAUGUCGGGCUUUAGAACUGCUGACGAUAUUUUGGAUUACUACAAAUCAAAUCAGCACUGAGGCUAUUGCAUCUCUUGAAUGAAAAAGAUUUUCGAAUGAUUAGGAUAGAAU